Striga asiatica is the source of this 1579-nucleotide messenger RNA. The record is from the annotation of a GenBank genome assembly. Lineage: Eukaryota; Viridiplantae; Streptophyta; Magnoliopsida; Lamiales; Orobanchaceae.
CAUCAAUAAAAAUCAUAAUAAUCAGAUAAAAACUCUUUAGCUUCACUCCGAAGAUAUACAUCGUCAUUUGGCGGCGAUUUUUUCCUCUUAUUAUUUCUUCAAAUCUUUUCCAUUCCAAUUUGUGAUAAAAGCGAAAUUUCCAACUGCAACUUGCCUAUAUAUUGUAUAAAGUUCUACUCUAAACAAAGGGCAGCUCUAUUUAAGAAGCUGAAUUUUCAGUCAACUUUCUUGAAAUGAUAAGCACAAAUUCUUUCUUGUUUGUACUAAUUUGACGUAGUAGUAUAUUAAUAUUGUAUAACAUACUAUUUGAGUAUUACAAGUAUUUGAGUAUCCUUUUCUUCCAUUGUUUUUCUUCCUUUUAUCUUUUUGCAUGUGUGUUUUGAAGGUGGCGAAUUCAAGAGACGGUGUUUAUGACCCGAAAAGGGUCGAUGAGGUUUUUGGGUCGGAAAACGAGAGGCUGAACUCGAUCGUUUUGCCUACUUUCUCGGGGGUCGAUAGGGAGAGAGAGAUGUCGGUUAUGGUCUCGGCUUUGGCUCGAGUGGUGGCCGGAGAUGUUGGUGACGUGGCGGCCGAUGGUGGAGGUUCGUCGUCCUCGUCAGCAUGCAGCAAAAGGGGGCGCGAUGACGAAGGAGAUGCUAAUAGAGUUUAUAGGGCUAAUUAUGCUGAUUUUGCCAUUGGAACUAAUUCUUCUACCUUGGGACCAUCAUCAUCUUUAGAAACUAUGAAUUCAAGUCAAAUCAAGGCAAGCAUCAUAACAUCACCAGACUUAUCCUCAGUCUACACUUACCAUCCUCAAGAAGCCACAAACUCGUCGUCUAACCGAAAGUACAGAGGCGUGAGGCAGAGGCCGUGGGGCAAAUGGGCAGCCGAAAUACGCGACCCCCACAAAGCUGCCCGAGUCUGGCUGGGCACUUUCGACACUGCCGAAGAUGCUGCCCGAGCCUAUGACGAGGCUGCCCUCCAUUACCGGGGCAGCAAAGCCAAGCUCAAUUUUCCCGAGAACGUUCGCCUCCUCCAUCAGCAGCCCGUUAAUCCCGAGCCCAUCGUCCAGGGGCAGUUUGGUAAUUUUGGGUUUCAGGGGCAGUUUGGUGAAUUCGACUUGGCUCGGCCAGGGAUUUCCAUGACGCUCGAUGAUAUAGAGAGGCAUACGGGUUUUCUGGAUGAGUUGAUGGAUUUUCCGGCGGCCGAGAUGGAUGUCCGGCCAGCCGAUGGGAGACAGAACAGUGGCGGCCGUUGGCCUUCGUCUGGAUGAUAUAGCUAGCACGAGUUAUUAGUUGAAUGAUUCUUGAUUUUGUAUUGAGGGGUUUGCUAUUUAUUAUGAAUUGAUACGACAGCAUUUUAUUGCAUGGAUUAGUAGUGUUCAUUACCUGACGUCAUUUAAAUACGUCAGCGUACUUUUUUUCUAAGUUUGUCUUCUCAUAUAUUUCGAUAUAAUGAAUACAAAGUACAAAAUGUUGUCUUAAGUUUGACCGUAAGUCGCGUACCGAACUGCCAAUAUGCAUCUACACGUACACAAAAGCAGAUGAAGUAAAUUUGGGCUUUUCUUUUUCCUUUUAAAUUUGAAUCUCUUUUGUUUUUC